Molecule: messenger RNA, 2150 nt
Organism: Aegilops tauschii subsp. strangulata
Lineage: Eukaryota; Viridiplantae; Streptophyta; Magnoliopsida; Poales; Poaceae
Product: protein NRT1/ PTR FAMILY 2.11
Biological process (GO): transmembrane transport
Cellular component (GO): membrane
Molecular function (GO): transmembrane transporter activity
Source: RefSeq, a predicted model, not a curated record
CUGGCUGGCUUAUAUAUACGGCUCCCUGCAUCUCCUCCCCUCCUCAGAAGCACCACCACAGCAUCUACCUACCUACGUGUGCGCCAGCUGCUAGCUUGGUGCUUGCGUAGUGUUCAGCGAGCAAGAGAUCAAUGGACGCGCCUCGGCAGCAGCAGGAGGAGGAGCGCAAGGCCAUGGGCAAGGAGAAGACGAAGGCGGUGAAGGCCGUCUCCGAGGAGGCUGAGUCGUCGUCCUCGGAUGCCGGCGACGACGGCGAGGAGGCGGCGGGCGCCGUCCACAACCACCGCGGAUGGAAGGCCAUGCCGUACGUCAUAGGUAACGAGACGUUCGAGAAGCUCGGGACGAUCGGCACGCUGUCGAACAUGUUGGUGUACCUGACGACGGUGUACCACAUGCCAAGCGUCAACGCCGCCACCCUCCUCAACGUCUUCUCCGGCACCAGCAACCUCGCCACCGUCUUCGGCGCCUACGUCAGCGACACCUACCUCGGCCGCUACACCACCAUCGCCGCCGCCACCAUGUCCUCCUUCAUCGGCAUGCUCAUCCUCACGCUCACGGCCGCUAUCCACACCCUCCAUCCUCCGGCGUGCAACGCGUCCAAGGGGCAACAAUGUGAGGGUCCCACUGGCUCCCAGCUCGCCGCCAUCCUGGUGUCCUUCUUCUUCCUGGUCGUCGGUGCUGGAGGCAUCCGGCCCUGCAACCUCGCCUUCGGGGCCGACCAGUUCAACCCACGCACAGCCGAUGGUCGCCGCGGCAUCGCCAGCUUCUUCAACUGGUACUACUUCACCUUCACAGUCGCCAUGAUGCUCUCGGCAACUGUCAUCAUCUACCUCCAGAGCAACGUUAAUUGGGCGCUAGGGCUCGCCGUGCCCGCCGCGCUCAUGGGCCUCUCAUGCGCCGUCUUCUUCAUGGGCACACGCCUCUAUGUCCGUGUACGCCCCGAGGGCAGCCCCUUCACAAGCUUCGCCCAAGUCCUCGUCGCCGCCGCCCGCAAGCGUCAUCUUCGUCGAGCUCGCGGCGAUGCCGAGCUGUUUGACCCACCACACCAGAGUAAGCUCGUCUCCAAGCUGGCAUACACCGACCAGUUCGCGUGCCUCGAUAAAGCGGCCGUGCGGACCCCCGAUGACGCGUUGUGCAUCGACGGGAAGACACCGGCAGACCCAUGGCGGUUGUGCACGCUGCAACAGGUGGAGGAGGUGAAGUGCCUAGCGCGCAUCAUUCCUGUGUGGUCGUCGGGGAUCGUCUACUUCAUCGUGCUCACCCAGCUGGGUACCUACGUCGUGCUCCAGGCUGCGCAGAUGGACCGUCGAAUCAGCAAGUCCAGCAGCUUCCAGAUCCCGCAAGGCUCCUUCGUCGUCUUCCAGAUGCUCGCCCUCACGAUGUGGAUCCCUGUCUACGACCGAUUUGUUGUGCCGGCCCUCCGCCGCUUCACGAAGCGCGAGGGCGGCAUCACCCUGCUCCAGCGGAUCGGUGUCGGGUUGGCGUUGUCCGUGGCGACAAUGGUGGUGUCGGCGGCCGUGGAGCAGCGACGACGAAGGAUCGGCUCGUCGAUGUCAUGCUUCUGGCUGGUGCCGCAGCAGCUGUUGGCGGGCUUGUCAGAGGCGUUCGGCGCCAUCGGGCAGAUUGAAUUCUACUACCGGCAGUUCCCGGAGAACAUGCGGAGCGUGGCGGGGGCGCUCUACUUCCUGGGGUUCGCCAUGGCGAGCUACGCAAGCGGGCUGAUGGUGAUGGUGGUGCACCGGGCGACGCGCGGGCGGGACGGUCAGCCUGACUGGCUGGCGCAGGACCUGGACGAGGGUAGGGUGGACCUAUUCUACCUGGUGACCGCCGCCAUCACCGCCGUGAACCUCGUCUACUUUGUGAUCUGCGCACGGUGGUACAGGUUCAAGAAGUCCGACGAUGCCGGCGCCGGAGAUGUGGAGCUCGACGACGACAGCCCGAAGAAGGCUGGCGCUGGUUUAGCUUAGUUAUUAUUAUUAUUCCCUCCUUUUGGGGCUUCAUAUACUCCGAUGCAUGCAUAGAAUGGUAGAGUCUAAUGGAUAUAUGUGCAUAUAUAGCUCAUCGAUCGAUCCCGGGGAAUCUAUGUAAUAGGGAUUUGGAAUCGAUCAAAACAGAAGAGGGGAGAUUGAAUAGCAGCAAAACAUAGCACU